CAUAUCAGCAAUCAGGAUUUAAGAGGGAGGGAUUAGUUUGAGAAUUUAACAUAUUUUCUUGAAAUAACGACUUCCUGUCAGCAAACAGCAAUUGUAGGGUUCUCUGAAUUAAGCGCCAAAAAUUAUUACCAUCGUGUUGGAGAAGAAGCAUGAAGUCUCAAUUCGCUGCUGCGUAUCGGCCCCCUGUUAAAUUCCGAAUGCCAACUGCGGAUAAUCUAGUUCCAAUUCGACUGGACAUUGAAAUUGAUGGUCAGAGAUAUAAAGAUGCCUUUAUUUGGAACACUUCAGAUCCUGAUUCAGAGGUUGCGGUGUUUGCAAGACGGACUGUAAAAGAUUUGAAGCUUCCACCAGGAUUUGUAACUCAGAUUGCUCAGUCCGUUCAAUCUCAGCUGACUGAAUUUCGAUCAUAUGAAGGCCAGGAUAUGUUUAUUGGUGAGAAGAUUGUCCCCAUCAAGCUAGAUCUUCGAGUAAAUCAGACUCUUGUCAGGGACCAGUUUCUCUGGGACUUGAACAAUGUGGAGAGUGAUCCUGAGGAAUUUGCAAAAACCUUCUGUGCUGACAUGGGUAUUGAAGAUCCUGAAGUUGGACCUGCUAUUGCUUUUGCCAUAAGGGAGCAACUAUAUGAGAUUGCAGUCCAAAAUGUUACCUCCUCAAAGGAGAUAAAAAUAAACAAGAAGGGCCGUCGUGGAAUUGAGUACAUACCUGUUAGUAAAGCUGGUGUUACUGCAGUGGAUUUGGCCAAAUUAUUUGGCAGCAAAUCAAGUGUCAUUCGAAAGAGGAAAGAUUGGGACGUGUUUGAACCAAUUGUUGAUAUUCUCUCAAAUGAGGAAGUAGAAGCCCUCGAAGCUAGAGAAGACAGGACUACUCGCUGAACAGAUGAGAUGAGAGUUGAUGCUCCGUAAGGGAAAUCUAUUUCUAUUCGCCACUCUUCCAGUCUGUAGUCUCUACUUGCACCAUCUUUAUUCAAGUGAAUAUUCAGGGAAAAUACUAUCGACUUUUAUGUUCAUCUCAUGUUGAAGUGAAGCAACUCCCUUUAGUUGCUAGUUGCUACAAAAUAUUUGCAUUCCAAAAUGCAGUUUUGUAAAUUAUAGUGUUAUGAUUUUCCAACAAGAGUGAAAAUCAGCUCUUUUUACUAAAAGGAAAAGGAAUUUUCUACCCAGAAUUAGACUAGUUUUAUCACUACUAUUUUUUUUAUGCGAGUGUAUUACCACCUUAAAAACUGAAUAUUGGCGUCAACGAAGAUCAAAAUUCCAAAAGAUAAUGUGCAAAAUAUUUUAAUUCCUU
This is a messenger RNA of Amaranthus tricolor (Joseph's coat), 1284 nucleotides long. Its product is annotated as chromatin structure-remodeling complex protein BSH. NCBI's taxonomy places the organism in Eukaryota, Viridiplantae, Streptophyta, Magnoliopsida, Caryophyllales, Amaranthaceae. The transcript is spliced from 11 exons. The record is from RefSeq and is a predicted model, not a curated record. Bases 150 to 872 code for a protein of 240 amino acids. Gene Ontology annotation, cellular component: nucleus; nuclear chromosome. Gene Ontology annotation, biological process: regulation of transcription by RNA polymerase II; chromatin remodeling. Gene Ontology annotation, molecular function: transcription coregulator activity.